AUGGUGAAAUUCUCAUCCGCAGCAGCCCUGCUGCUCAUCUUGCGGGCCGUCGCCGACCCCAAACCCCAAUACCAGCGCCUCCCUUCGCUCCGAGACCAAGCCGCUCUCCAAGAUGAAUGGACAGCCCAACGUAAAGCCUCCAUUCCGAGACUACUACAAAAGCACAAAAUAGACGCAUGGCUUAGACAGACGUCUAACCUCCCCGCUCACCCCCUCCAGAUCAGCCAGCGUGAAUACGCCGAAGACACAGUCUUUUGGACCCUCAAAUCGGCAACUCAGUUCUCCGCACGUCGCCGGACAACAAGCCUAUUCCUUGCAUCAACGCCCGACAAGUCUCCAACGGCAUAUACCUGGAUCGACAACACGCCCCGAGUAUGGGACGAGCUCAAAGCCCUCCUCGAGAAACACCAACCCUCCAGCAUCGCCAUCAAUGCUCAUCCCGAAAUCGCAUUCUCCAGCGGCCUCCACGCGGGUGAGUACAAAGCCAUUUCCACCGCGCUCGGCGAGAAAUGGACAUCUCGAUUCGUCGUCAAUCCCCUCCUAGGCGUAGAGUACAUCGGCACCCAAAUCCCCGCUCGCAUUUCCUGGUACCGCAAACUCCAGGAGACGGCGUGGGCCAUCAUAUCUGAGGGCUUCAGCUCGUCCGUCAUCACGCCCGGCAAAACCACCACGGCAGACGUAGAAUGGUGGAUGCGAGACAAGAUCCAGUCGCUAAACUACACGACCUGGUUCCAGCCCGAUGUGUCCAUCGUGUCGGAGGAUUCGCCCUGGCCGCAGGACAAGAAGGACGAGCGGGCCAUCCAACACGGGGAUUACCUGCAUGUUGAUUUUGGCGUCACGGCCAUGGGUAUGAACACCGACACGCAGCACUUGGCGUACGUGCUUUUCCCGGGACAAGCGGAGGACCAUGUCCCGCAGGGGCUGAAGGAUGGUUUGAAAAAGGGCAACAGGCUGCAGGACAUGACGAGGAAGCACAUGAAGCCCGGCACGACGGGGAAUCAGGUCCUCAAGGCGAUUAGGGAGGAGAUGGCCCAGGAGGGGCUCGAAGGCAAGAUUUACUGCCAUGCCAUUGGGGAUUGGGGGCAUUCUGCAGGUGCAGUAAUUGGUAAGAAGGCUUUCUUCAUUCUUUUUCUUUCUUUCUUCUCCCCCCCGCAGCCACUGACGGGAUUAGGAAUGACCAACUUACAAGACAGCGUCCCCCAUAUUGGAGACCUUCCUCUCCUAGACCACACUUGGUACAGCGUUGAACUCCUGGCGGAUCACUUUGUGCCGGAGCUCAACGCUUCUCUCAAAUUUCCACUUGAGGAAGAUGUUUACUGGGUUGAAGACGGCAAGGGGUCGGGAAGUUUUGAAUGGGUCUAUGGACAACAAACCAAAUUCCAUCUAAUCCAUACAACUGUGGGUGACAAAAACGGAGCCACAGAGGAGCUUUGA
Messenger RNA from Metarhizium acridum CQMa 102, 1434 nucleotides. The record is from RefSeq and is a predicted model, not a curated record. NCBI's taxonomy places the organism in Eukaryota, Fungi, Ascomycota, Sordariomycetes, Hypocreales, Clavicipitaceae.